Molecule: messenger RNA, 1176 nt
Organism: Micromonas pusilla CCMP1545
Lineage: Eukaryota; Viridiplantae; Chlorophyta; Mamiellophyceae; Mamiellales; Mamiellaceae
Exons: 2
Coding region: 5-1027 (340 amino acids)
Source: RefSeq, a predicted model, not a curated record
CACGAUGGCCAUGAACGCCAUGACUUUCCGCGCCGCAGUCGUCGGCUCCGCGCCGAGCUCCAAGCUCCUCAAGAGCUCGCGCGUCGCGUCCUCCGCGAAGCCCACGGCGAUCGUCUCUUUCUUCGGGAAGAAGGAGCCCGCGCCGAAGAAGGCUGCGGUCCGCGGCCUGAACGGCCCGACGAACCGCCCGAAGGUUGUCGUCGCGAAAGGGAAGGAGCUCACGGGCUCGGCCGCGAAAGCCGCCAAGGCGAAGCCGAUGUUCGACUUCUCUUCCAAGCCGAAGCCGGUCGUCAAGGCGAAGCCGAAGCCGAAGCCGAAGCCGGUCGCGAAGAAGGCCUCCAAGCCCAUGUUCGGGACCGCGAAGAAGGCCAAGCCGAUCGCGAAGAAGGCGUCGGCGUCCAAGCCGUUGUUCUCGUUCGGCGGCUCCGGCGCCGCGAAGAAGACGAAGCCGAAGGCGACGAUGAAGAAGAGCUCCCCCGCGUCGAGCUACACGAUCAAGAAGACCCCGUUCACCGCGAAGAAGUCGGCGACGACGUUCAAGACGGUGCAGCCGAAGAAGGUGGUCGCGAAGCCGGCGGCGGCGAAGGCGUCGGCGCCGAGAGCCGCGAGCGCGGCGAAGUACGACAGAGACCUCGUCGAGAACUACGGGCUCGUCCCUAUCUUCGCGGGGACGUUCUUGCUCACGUACGCGGUCUUCCCCGCGGUGAUCGAGAACUUCUUGGAGGUUGUCGGCAUCGGGUACUCCGCGUACUUCGCGUACUCGUACUACACCUCCCCGGAGGCGCGCGCUAACUUUGGACAGACGCUCGACAAGGUGGAUGAGGAUUUCGGCCUCGACUUGAGGAGCGUCGCCGCGGGCGCUGGGGACAUCGCGAACAAGACGUCGAAGCAGCUCGCGGAACAGGCGGAGAAGAACGCGGAGGCGGCGGCGAAGAAGAAGCUGGAGGAUAAGAAGGCGGCGGAGAAGCUCGCCGCGGACACGAUCAAGGCGGCGGGGAAGGCGGCGGAGAAGGAAAAGGAGGCGUGAUCCGAUCGUCGCGAAAAUGCAACGCGAUCGCGACGUCUCUUAAUCUAGCACAGGAGGCGUCGCGUCGGAGCUAGAGAACGAUACAACGCAUGUACACGACGCGGAGCUGGAGUUAGCUCGUUUUUAUAAUAAGGUGAGGGUAAAAGCAC